AUGCAGCGCUCAACAUUCCUCAUCCUCUCGCUCUUGAGCGCCUGUGUCUUCUGCUGGCCCUACGACGAAUCGCUCGUCGAUUAUAACCUCAACGAGAACAAAACUGCCGAGGGUCCAAUCGACUACUGGGGAGAAUGGCCGGACCACAAGUACCACCCGUCGCCAGACAACUGGCGGCUGCCCACGUAUACAAUCUUCCUGGAUCGCAUAUCAAACGGGGAUCCUCUAAAUGAUAAUAUCAAUGGAACGGAGUUCGAGCAAGUGCUGCACUCUAAUCAGAUGCGUCACGGGGGCGACCUGGAUGGCCUGGUGGACACGUUGGAUUAUAUACAGGGCAUGGGAUUUAAGGUCAUCUACUUCGCAGGGACGUAUUUAAUGAAUCUCCCAUGGGCCUACGACGGGUACUCGCCGGUUGACACAACGCUCCUGGACAUGCACCAUGGCACACUGGAAGACUGGCGGCGGACAAUCGCGGAAAUCCACGACAGGGGCAUGUAUGUGGUGGUCGACAAUACUAUUUCAACAAUGAGCAACCUCGUCGGGUUCAAGGGCUACCUGAACGCUUCGGCCGAUUUCCGCCCGCAGGAAUACGAAGUCCAGUGGGUUACUGAUAGACAAUAUGCCGACUUCAGCUUUGGCAACGAUUACAAUGAAUCAUGCAACUAUCCCCGAUUUUGGGAGGAGGAGGGCUUUCCGCUCACAGACCAAGGUGUCGAGCAGCUGAAUGGCUGCUACAACAGCGACUUUGAUCAGUACGGCGAGUUGGAAGCAUUUGGAAACUUCCCCGACUGGCAGCGCCAGCUCACCAAGUUUGCAUCGGUGCAGGACCGCCUGCGUGAAUGGCAUAAGCCGGUUCGUGAUGUGCUCACCCGACACUCCUGCAUUCAGAUCGCGAGUCUCGAUAUCGACGGCUUCCGGUUUGAUAAGAGUGUUCAGGCAACCCUCGAGCCCCUGAGCGAGAUGAUAGCAGAGUACCGCGAGUGCGCGAAGAAGUACGGCAAGCACAAUUUCUUCCUCCCCGGCGAGAUCACGUCUGGCGAUACCUUUGGCAGUCUCUAUCUCGGUCGCGGGCGUCAACCGGAUCAACGUCCAGACUCUGCAAUCGAGGGUGCCAAGUUGAAAAAUACUUCGGAUUCGCAUUUCCUCAGAGACGAUCGCUUGCAGGCAUUGGAUGCGUCUGCCUUUCACUACACGAUAUACCGGUCUAUGACGCGGUUCUUGGGGAUGGACGGUAACCUCGUUGCCGGACAUGAUCUGCCCACUGACUUCAUUGAGGCGUGGAACGAGAUGCUGAAGACGAAUGACUUUAUAAACGCAUUCACCGGGGAGCUGGAUCCCCGGCAUAUGUACGGGGUUUCUAACCAGGACAACUUUCGUUGGCCAGCCGUGGAGAAUGGCACAGAGAGAUACCUGUUGGGUCUGUAUAUUAUCUCGCUGGAGCUGCCAGGGGUCCCUCUCAUCCUGUGGGGUGAAGAGCAGGCAAUGUACGUGUUUGAUGCCACUGCGGAUAACUACAUGUUCGGUCGACAGCCCAUGACGUCUCAGACGGCCUGGUGGACAAAUGGCUGCUUCAAUCUUGAGACAGAAAAGUUCUACGACUUCCCAGUGGAAAAGGGACGAGUUGGCUGCAACGAUAUCAGCAUCACGUACGACCAGCGGAAUCCAGCCCAUCCCCUGAGGAACAUUAUGAAGCGAAUGUUCGAGAUCCGAGACCACUACCCGGUAGCCCAGGAUGGCCUGUAUCUGCAGACCCUCUCACAGCUGACAGAGGAUAUCUAUCUUCCUGGUUCGUCAGACACCCCGACUGUCACCGGUCUGUGGUCCGUAUUGCGAGGCUAUUUCCCCGAAGUCCAAAAGGAGGCCAGCCAGGGGAAUGAGACGAUGUGGCUUGUGUAUCAAAAUGGAAACAAAACAAAAACAUAUGGCGGCGACUGCAGCGACGAGAAGAAGGCUUUGUUGGCCCCGUUCAAGUCAGGCAGCAAGCUCAGGAACGUGUUCUAUCCAUAUGACGAUCUCACCGUCGAAGAUGGUCCAAACAAUGAGUACGGAUGCGUCAAGGAAAUGAAGAUGCUUCCAUGGGAGUAUCGAGCCUAUGUCAAGGCCAGUGACUUUAUCGAGGCCGGUCCUACAGUCACUGAGUUCCGCCCUGGACAUGAUGCUCGCAUAUUUUCCAGUGCAGAAGACUCGGGUGAAAGCAUCCCCAUUCAGCUCGGGUAUUCCAAAAAUAUGACCUGCGAUAGCAUCACCAAGGCCGUCGUCCUAGACUCCAAGACAGAGAAAGGUGUCAACGCUACGCUGGACACGUCGAGCGUCAAGUGCACCGAAGUCGAUGCCCGGACGACGAACAGCAAAUAUGUAGGAGAAAUCCCGACAGUGUGGACUUGGUCUGCAACAUUAAACAAUCUCCAUCAUGGAAUCCAUCAGCUCACAGUCAAGAAUGUCUCUUCGUCUGCUGGUUUCACGAAUUCGACCGACAAGUUCCUGCUGCGCGUUGGCACUCACGAGAACCCGCUGGUAACCACCUUCGCCAACUACUCCUCCAGCCUGGUGCACGAAUCCGGUGACAAUUAUUACGUCCAGCACAAGGCUGCAGGGGCUGACCAGUUCCGGUACACGGCUGACUUUGGUCGAACCUGGUCCAAGUGGGAGACUUACGAGGGAGGCAACACGACUGUCAAUACCGAGGGCACGAAGGGCCAGUGGCCAGGAACGCAUGUCCGCGUGCAAUACUUCUCCAGAUUGACGGGCAGCAGCAGUUAUGUCCAGGAGGGUGACUAUGGCUGGGAGGAUAAUGCAGCUCGCCGAUUCCCUCACCUGUAUUUCAACGGUCCAUACAACCAGUAUGGAUACGACGGUGGAUUGGACAACGAGGCGGCCUAUGAUACUAAGACAGCUCGCUGGCUGUACGACUUUGUCUACGAGUGGCCGGCCAUAGGACAGCUCAACGUCUGGGGGAAGGGCGAGGACGGCACGCCCGAUACCACAGAGGUCUUGGGCGAUGUUGGCAACACGUCUGUCGUGCAGAAGCUGCCUCCGUCGUAUCUCUCGUCCAAUGUCAUCAACAUCACCAGGCUGCCUCCGUUUCCGCAUCUCGGGUGGACGAUUUCUCUCAACGAUGCCAAUCUGAACUACAAGCUGGUCCCUGUUGGAUCUGCAUGGGCUCAGCUCGCCCUUUUCAUCCUCCUCUGGGUUGUUCCGAUUCUUAUGGGCAUAGCUGGCGUCUUUAUCUUCAUCCGCAGCUUCUACCGAGUCCAGCUCAACAAAGACGGUAACAACACGAUCAGUGAUAAGGCGCCAUUGGUAUUCUACCGUCGGCUGAGGGAGAAGAUUGGUGCCAGUACCUCGCAGAUCAACCUGGCAGAAAACGCCAACUCAGCCGACGUAGCUGCUGCUGGGGCUGCUGGGGCUGCCUCGCAGCGGCGCACAGUACUGAUUGCCACCAUGGAAUAUGACAUCUCGGACUGGAAGAUAAAAGUGAAGAUCGGUGGCUUGGGAGUGAUGGCACAGCUCAUGUCGCAGAAUCUAAAGCACCAGAACCUGAUCUGGGUGGUUCCAUGCGUUGGGGAUAUUGAAUACCCUCAGGACACGCCAACAGAACCAUUUGUAGUGAAUGUCUUGGACACGCCUUACUUGAUAAACGUGCAGUACCAUGUCGUGGAUAAUAUCACCUAUGUCCUGCUUGAUGCUCCGGUCUUCAGGAAUCAGACCAAGGCAGAGCCGUAUCCUCCUCGUAUGGAUGAUCUGGACAGCGCAAUCUACUACUCGGCCUGGAACCAGUGUAUCGCAGAGGCCAUCAGGCGCUCGCCUUCGAUUGACCUGUACCAUAUCAACGAUUUCCACGGCUGUCUGGCACCUCUUUACCUGCUACCGGAACGCACUAUCCCGGUUUGCCUGUCAUUGCACAACGCCGAGUUCCAAGGUCUCUGGGCGCUGAGGACUCAGCAGGAGAAAAAGGAAGUCUGUUCUGUCUUCAAUCUUCCGGUCGAAACAGCAACCAAAUACUGUCAAUUUGGCAACGUAUUCAACCUUCUCCACGCCGGUGCCAGCUAUCUGCGGUGGCACCAACGCGGCUUUGGAGCAGUGGGUGUCUCUGACAAGUAUGGACAGCGGUCGUGGGCCCGAUAUCCAAUUUUCUGGAGUUUGGGCAAGAUUGGAAGCCUGCCAAACCCAGAUCCAUCCGAUACAGCAGCUGUGGGCAACAACUCAGACGUGGAAGUCGCUGUUCAAUCUCAUGACGAAUCCGUCCAUGACAAGCUGCAGGCCCAACGAUGGGCUGGUCUGAACGAGGAUCCCAACGCAGACUUGCUGGUCUUUGUCGGCCGCUGGUCGAAACAGAAGGGCGUCGAUUUAAUUGCCGACGUGAUACCAGCAGUCUUGUCUUCGAGGCCUCAGGUGCAGUUGAUAUGCAUUGGGCCUAUUAUUGACCUUUACGGUAGACUCGCUGCUAUAAAACUGCAACGAAUCAUGGAGAUGUUCCCUGGUCGUGUGUACUCUAAGCCAGAGUUUACAGUGCUCCCCCCGUAUAUAUUUUCCGGAGCUGAUUUCGCCUUGAUCCCCUCGCGAGACGAACCAUUUGGAUUGAUAGCAGUUGAAUUCGGGCGCAAGGGCGCACUCGGAAUUGGGUCUCGCAUUGGAGGACUGGGCCAGAUGCCUGGCUGGUGGUAUACUGUCGAGUCGGACUCGGUGCGCCAUCUCAUGCACCAGCUGAGGACCGCUAUUAAAUCGGCAUUGGACUCUUCCCAGAGCACCAGGGCAGAGAUGCGUGCAAACUCGGCCAAGCAGCGCUUCCCUGUCCUCGACUGGGUCCAGAAGCUGGAAACGUUACAGCGCACAUCGAUCCAGAUCCAUCACACAAAGAACCAGGAAACGGUAACCGGGCCACGACCAGAGUCUCAGGGCGACUGGGACAUGCAGGGCUUGCGGCAAUCAUCAAUGAUGCGUCCCAUGUCCCUCCAGCCCAAUUCAGAGGGCCUGCGUACGCCGCCGAUGAGGUCACCAAUGCCCUCGCUUCUUGAUCUACAGGCUGCCGAAGCUCAGGCAAUGCAGGCAUCUGAAGCUCAAGCAGCCCAGGCAGCCCAAGGCAACAGGAACAGCAGCAUGCUAGGACGUAAACUAUCACUCGGUCAGCGGACUGGACCAGGACAAGACGGCCGAAGGCGUCUCCGCAAGAAAUCUCUCACCAGCAGCCAGACCUUCGAACAGCGGGCCGAGGGUGACACCACUGACGCUGAGGAAGAUGCUACUGGCACAGCGCAGGAGAACUAUAUCUCUCAUGAGGAAGCCAUGACAGCAGUUACUACAUCUCUCAGACCCCCCGGUCAGACUACGCCUGACGACGCCAGCAUAACAAGCGUUGACUCGCCCCGAAGGACGCUGGAGCUUGGGAGCAACCCCGUCUUUGGCCGACAAAACGUAUCUACCCUCUCUUUGCCCUCUGUUGUCGCGGACCAUGACCAGCCUGUGUUCGAGCUGCAAAAGGUCGACCCGACGUUUACUGACAGCAUGGGCCACUUCACUCGGCGCUUCGAACAGCUACUCACCAACCUGAACAAAAAGAACUCGGGCACGGAUUACUGCAUCGAAGUAUAUCUCAUGAAGAGCGAGCGCAAGUUUUUCGACAUGUACACCGAUGCGCAGUUGAAGAAGCAACCAAAAGAACGCCCUCUGUCUAGCCCAGGUCUGGACCAUGCCUACAACCCUGUAUCUCAGGGCGCCGAAGAACAGGACUCGGACGGUACGGAUGACAUCGAUCAAUGGCUUGCCCGGUUAGGGUAUAAAAGACCCAUGGCAAUCCAGAGAUUCAUGAGAUGGCGCAUCGGGAACUGGCCUGUGUACGCCCUCUUCCUGGGUCUCGGCCAGAUCAUUGCAACCAACUCGUCCCAGGUAACCCUGUUGGUUGGCCAGGUGGGUGAGGCUGCCGUCAAGCUGUACGUUAUAGCGGCGAUCUACUGCCUCUCUUCCAUUGCUUGGUGGUUUGUGUUUUAUCGUUUUCCGUCGGUGGUGGUCCUGAGCGUUCCCUGGUUCAUAUACUCGCUCGCAUUCAUCGUCCUGGGUGUAUCACCGUUUGGUACUUCGUCUGUGGGCCGUGCAUGGGCACAGAAUAUUGCAGCAGGCGUCUAUUCUGCUGCAUCUUCCAGCGGCUCCUUGUUCUUUGCGCUCAACUUCGGCGACCAGGGGGCUGUCCCCGUGAAGGACUGGGUGUUCCGGGCCAGUCUGAUCCAGGGUCUCUCUCAACUGUACACUGUAGCACUGUGGUUCUGGAGCUCCAGGGUUACGAAAGUGGAAGUUGGUGGAGUUUCUACAGCUGCGCUGAGUUCGUGGAGGCUCACAGCUGUGGUUAUGCCCAUCGCCUUCGUCUGCUUUGUUAUCGGCGCGCUUCUUGCUCUGGGCCUGCCCAAGUACUACCGUCAAGCCCCCGGAAAGAUUCUCUUUUUCUAUACUUCCCUCCUCCGCCGGCGUAUUGUCCUUUGGUUCUUUUUCAUGGUCAUUAUCCAGAACUGGUUCCUCGCCGCCGCAGUUGGGCGCAACUGGACUUUCCUCUGGUCCUCCCAGCAUGCGAAGACAUGGCAAGUGGCGGUCCUCAUCGUGGUAUUCUUCGUUGUCCUCUGGAUUGUCUUGAUGCUUCUAUUCCGCUUCCUGGCCAAGGAGCACAGCUGGAUUCUGCCCGUCUUUGGCCUAAGCGUCGGUGCUCCUCGCUGGGCGCAGACCUGGUGGGGGACGUCAAAUAUCGGCCAUUAUCUCCCAUGGGCUGGCGGUCUCACGUCGGGGGCCAUCGCAUCUCGAUGUCUGUGGUUAUGGCUUGGACUUCUCGACGAAAUCCAGCAAGUCGGACUCGGAAUGAUACUCCUGCAGACCCUGACAAGAGUCCAUGUCUGCUUCGUCCUCAUCGCCGCGCAGGCCCUUGGGUCUAUCGCAACAAUCUGUGCACGCGGAUUUGCACCCAAUAACCUGGGACCAGCAGGUAUCUCUCCGAAUGUUGGCACUUCAGUGGACAAGGUUGGUAAUGCAUGGUUCUGGAUUUCUCUCUUCUUCCAGCUCCUGGCAAGCUUUGGCUUCCUUCUCUUCUAUCGUCGCGAACAGUUGAAUCGGCCUUAG
Aspergillus puulaauensis is the source of this 7095-nucleotide messenger RNA. RefSeq lists its product as uncharacterized. Bases 1 to 7095 code for a protein of 2364 amino acids. Gene Ontology annotation, cellular component: fungal-type cell wall. Gene Ontology annotation, molecular function: alpha-1,3-glucan synthase activity. The transcript is spliced from 4 exons. Gene Ontology annotation, biological process: fungal-type cell wall (1->3)-alpha-glucan biosynthetic process. Lineage: Eukaryota; Fungi; Ascomycota; Eurotiomycetes; Eurotiales; Aspergillaceae. The record is from RefSeq and is a predicted model, not a curated record.